Rotaria sp. Silwood2 is the source of this 267-nucleotide messenger RNA. The record is from the annotation of a GenBank genome assembly. Lineage: Eukaryota; Metazoa; Rotifera; Eurotatoria; Philodinida; Philodinidae.
AAGGUUUAUUAUAGUAUGUUUUCUCUAUUUUUGCCCUUUUCUGUUAGUCCUUGCUCGAAGAGAAAAGAUCUCCGAGAAUAAGUGCAGAUGUGUACGUGCAUCUAGAUAUAUAUAUAUAUAACAUCGUUAGUAAUAAUAUGUGGAAUAAAUCGAUAUCUGGCCUUUUGUCUCUUUCUCUUGCUUUUCCUUCGAUGUAGAGAUAUGUUAAUUGACAUGCAUAUUUGUUCAAGUGGUGCUGCUAUUGGCAUUAUUGGUCUUCGUGAAUAA